Myodes glareolus (Bank vole) is the source of this 3758-nucleotide messenger RNA. It is a transcript of the gene Asic1, whose product is annotated as acid sensing ion channel subunit 1. The record is from RefSeq and is a predicted model, not a curated record. Lineage: Eukaryota; Metazoa; Chordata; Mammalia; Rodentia; Cricetidae. Gene Ontology annotation, cellular component: plasma membrane. Gene Ontology annotation, biological process: sodium ion transmembrane transport. Gene Ontology annotation, molecular function: pH-gated monoatomic ion channel activity; ligand-gated sodium channel activity.
ACACUGCCACAGAGGCUCUGGUGGGGAAGGACAAACAGCGGGGCGAGCGAAGGCCUGCCAAAGGGUGCGGUAGCUGGCCCUGCUGGACUACACCAGAAGUCCAUCUCCUUGCCUCAGGCACCUUCCUCCCGCCGCCGAGAAGAUGCCCAUUCAGAUCUUCUGCUCUGUGUCAUUCUCCUCUGAGAAGGAGGCCCCAGGACCCAUGGGGGACAUCUGGGGUCCUCACCACCACCGGCAGCAGCAGGACAGCUCAGAAUCCGAAGAGGAAGAGGAGGAGAAGGAGAAAGAGGCAGUCAAGAGGGAGCUUGAUGAGGGGGACUUGCCUAGGGACUUGGUGACCUUUGCCAACAGCUGUACCCUCCAUGGUGCCAACCAUGUCUUUGUGGAAGGGGGCCCAGGGCCAAGGCAGGCCCUGUGGGCAGUGGCCUUUGUCAUAGCACUGGGUGCCUUCCUGUGCCAGGUAGGGGACCGAGUCGCUUAUUACCUCAGCUACCCGCAUGUGACUUUGCUAGAUGAGGUGGCCACCACAGAGCUGGUCUUCCCUGCGGUCACAUUCUGUAACACCAAUGCUGUCCGGUUGUCCCAGCUCAGCUACCCUGACUUGCUCUACCUGGCCCCCAUGCUAGGGCUGGAUGAAAGUGAUGAUCCCGGGGUACCCCUUGCUCCACCCGGGCCAGAGGCUUUCUCUGGGGAGCCCUUUAAUCUCCAUCGGUUCUACAAUCGCUCCUGCCACCGGCUGGAGGACAUGCUGCUCUAUUGUUCCUACUGCGGAGGCCCCUGUGGUCCCCACAACUUCUCAGUGGUCUUCACACGUUAUGGAAAGUGUUACACAUUCAACUCAGGCCAAGAUGGGCGGCCGAGGCUGAAGACCAUGAAAGGCGGGACUGGUAAUGGCCUGGAGAUCAUGCUGGACAUACAGCAAGAUGAAUACCUGCCUGUGUGGGGAGAGACUGACGAGACCUCCUUCGAAGCAGGCAUCAAAGUGCAGAUCCACAGCCAGGAUGAACCUCCUUUCAUCGACCAGCUGGGCUUCGGCGUGGCCCCAGGCUUCCAGACUUUUGUGUCUUGCCAGGAGCAGAGGCUCAUCUACCUGCCCUCACCCUGGGGCACCUGCAAUGCUGUCACCAUGGACUCGGAUUUCUUCGACUCCUACAGCAUCACUGCCUGCCGCAUCGAUUGCGAGACACGUUACCUGGUGGAAAACUGCAACUGCCGCAUGGUGCACAUGCCAGGGGAUGCCCCAUACUGCACUCCAGAGCAGUACAAGGAAUGUGCAGAUCCUGCCCUGGACUUCCUAGUGGAGAAAGACCAGGAAUACUGCGUGUGUGAAAUGCCCUGCAACCUGACACGCUAUGGCAAGGAGCUGUCCAUGGUCAAGAUUCCCAGCAAAGCCUCAGCCAAGUACCUGGCCAAGAAGUUCAACAAAUCUGAGCAGUACAUAGGGGAGAACAUCCUGGUGCUGGACAUUUUCUUUGAAGUCCUCAACUAUGAGACCAUCGAGCAGAAAAAGGCCUAUGAGAUCGCAGGGCUCUUGGGUGACAUCGGGGGCCAGAUGGGGCUGUUCAUCGGGGCCAGCAUCCUCACCGUGCUGGAACUCUUUGACUAUGCCUAUGAGGUCAUUAAGCACCGGUUGUGUAGACGAGGGAAAUGCCAGAAGGAGCCCAAGAGGAGCAGCGCAGAUAAGGGUGUGGCCCUCAGCCUGGACGACGUCAAAAGACACAAUCCCUGCGAGAGCCUCCGGGGACAUCCUGCCGGAAUGACUUACGCUGCCAACAUCCUACCUCACCAUCCCGCCCGAGGCACAUUUGAGGACUUUACUUGCUAAGCCCCCGCAGGCCACUGUACCAAAGGCCUAGGUGGGGAGGGCUGGAAGAACAAGGGGCCCCCAGCUGCCCCCAUCAACCCUGGGGACUCAACUGCGCUCUAUGCAGCGGUUCCCUCGUCUGGUGAGAAAGGUCUUCACAGUAGUCCUCUCCCUGCCUCCAUCCCACCUUUUUAUUUUAACAAAGUUAAACUAAUAUAAAGAGAGAAAGAGAGAGAUCCAGCCGAGACCUCAGGCUGCCCCUCUCUGCUCCAUGCUGCCUCCCCUAGCUCCAAACUGAAUUCUGUCUGUCUGGCUAUCUGUCAUCUGAGUGUUCGCCUACAUUCUGCUGCCACCAGUCACCAAAGCCCCCUCCUAGUGAGGGGUGGAGGGGAUCUCUAGAGUCUGAAAUUUGACCCCAAACCAGAGAAUGUACCUUAAGGGAGAGCACUAGUGAGGGGGCUUCCCUAGCCUUAAGAGACUCUCAGCCCACUGACUCCCCACAAGCCCCGGUCUCCAGGUAAGAACUAAAUGCCCAGUUCUGCUCCCUCAAUCAUAUGGAAUCAUGGGGGGUACAGAAUUUCCUGAAGAAGUAGAGUGAGGCCUCCAUGUGGCCCUGGUGCUGUAGGCCACAUCCCCAUAUCUGUAAGUCACCUCCACCUCCAAGCAGCUGGAGAGAAAUUCUCAGAGGCAGCCCUCUUCUCCAUCCGAUAAAAGACCUGGCUGGUUAGCUUCCAGCUCAGGGAGCGGGGUCCUGGAGCCUGACCUCCCUGGCUUCUCUCUCAGAGGCCUUUGCAGAGGGCCACAUCCAUAAAUUUUCUUAUGGAACGCUCCUCUUCCCCAGCUUCAUUUGCUUCUCCUGGCAAUCUCGUCUGCAUUUUCUAUUUCUAUAAGAUACAGACUCUAUAUUGCUAUAUCUCUGUAUAUACCUUCCUCUCACCCUGUUUGUCUCCACCCCAUCCCCUCUUGUCUCUGAGAAUCAUCCUCCCACCUCGAAUUCUCCCCAUUCCGCCCCACCCCGUCUCUGAAUGCCUUUGCCUGUAUAAAGAGUUGGACUCCCCCUGGUGUCUGUACUGUGUACACACAUCCCUUUGAGAAGCACAAGGAGACGACACGCGCAUUGUAACCUUCGCACUGUCUCGGUGGUGACAUAAAGGAAGCUGUGAAUUACAAGCUCUGCCUCUUUCUGGCCUCGCCCUUGGCCCCUGCAACAGGGGAACCCUCUGCCCUCCCCACAGCCUUAACACACCCUCUUCCUAGCUCCAUCUAUCCCAAUGCCCUUAGCGCGGCUGAUGGUGGCCUUUCCAGGGAAGGGAUUGCUGCAGAGGUGACACCUACCCAGGAACGGAGCUAUGCUGGACACUAAGCCAAGAGUGUUAGAGACAGAGGGAGCUCAGAAUUGGUGACUCUUGCAGCUGGGGCAGUGGGUACCCACAGACAGAAGCUGAAGUCCUCAUUCAGUGACCUUUCUCUCCUCUGGGUGCCCAGUGCCCCUUCCUCAAUUUGAUGACCAGGCCCACUGCUUGCAUUUUCUGGUGAGGCAGGGUUUGGUCACGUGAGGAGAAAGACAGACCUAGAGAGGGAGUUGAAAGCUCUGCUGUUGUAUGUAUGUCCCUACCUUACGGGGCCACAAGUAGAAGUAGAGGGCAUCCCCACCCCUACCAGGCACUCUUCCCAGGCCAGAGACUCAAUCCUUUUCCAGGCCUUCUCUGCCCCACUGUCUCCUGGUCUCUAAUCCCAAAACAGGACUUGUGGGCAGAUCGCCUGUGUGUGUUGGCCUGGAGCCAGAGAGAGAGAGGUACAGCAUCUUUGAGAACUCUUGGUUCCCAAGAUUUCUUUAGCCAUCAGACCUCCCCUGAAGGGAAGGGCAAAACUGGGAGGUGUGCCCUGGCUGGGGGACGGCAGGCGGGGCUCCGGGUGCCGCAUGUCUCUGGUCUAAUAAACUGGGUUCCAACCA